AUGGAUUGCGAAAUGCACGAGAUAGAGCCACGAGUGCUGACAGAAUAUGGGCUCAAUACGUUUUCGCGGAAAGAAAUGGCGCCAGUUCUCAGAAGUCCCGGUAUACAUGGGGAAAAUAUCUUGCGGAAUAUCUACUACUAUCACAUUCGUGUACGCGAGAACGCACACCUUAUCAACUGGAGGUUCGUCCGAGGAAACCCCGAGAGAAAUCACUUCGGCUCAACGCGCUUUGCCACGAAGGAAGACGCAAAAGAGUUCCUGGUCGAAACACUCGCGUGGCCUAUUGAUGAUGACAACGAGGAUGGUCCUAAGUGCCCAGUCAUAUUUCUCGGCCACUCAGUCAAGAACGACCUGCAGAUGCUGCAACAAGACCUUGGUAUCGACCCCAAAUUCGACAGCAACGUCGUCGCUAUCAUCGAUACCCAGAAGAUCGCGAAUGAGCAGGGUAUUCGUGGAAAGGGCCAGCAAAUCGGACUUCCAAUUUUGAUCCAACACUUCGGCGUGGAGUUUCGCGAUGGUCACACAGCUAGUAACGAUGCGGCGUACACCAUCAUCAGUGCCGUACAGAUGGUCUUGAAGAAUUCGCUGCCGACCGACCCAACCCGCUCGCUGCAGGACGUUGUGAACGGUGUCGCUGAGGAUAGUAAGGGGACUGUUGUGACAUUUGGGCCAGCAGCACGCCAUGCAGACGAGGAUGAAGAAGAGAAGCGCAACUGUGGCUGCGAGGCCGAUCAUGAUGGCUUUGCCGUGAACGCCGAAGUAGACAUACUCGUUGGGGUUGGUGGAAGUGGCGCUUUCUGCUGGUGCAGUGGAGGUUGCGAUAACAGAGGUAGCGAACGUUGUAGUUGCCAUGGUGGCUUUUGCUUGGGAUAG
Molecule: messenger RNA, 873 nt
Organism: Alternaria arbusti
Lineage: Eukaryota; Fungi; Ascomycota; Dothideomycetes; Pleosporales; Pleosporaceae
Exons: 2
Coding region: 1-873 (290 amino acids)
Cellular component (GO): nucleus
Molecular function (GO): nucleic acid binding
Source: RefSeq, a predicted model, not a curated record